Messenger RNA from Felis catus (domestic cat), 3866 nucleotides. It is a transcript of the gene ZDHHC3, whose product is annotated as zinc finger DHHC-type palmitoyltransferase 3. Gene Ontology annotation, cellular component: endoplasmic reticulum; Golgi apparatus. Gene Ontology annotation, biological process: peptidyl-L-cysteine S-palmitoylation; protein targeting to membrane. The record is from RefSeq and is a predicted model, not a curated record. Bases 389 to 1387 code for a protein of 332 amino acids. The transcript has 7 exons. NCBI's taxonomy places the organism in Eukaryota, Metazoa, Chordata, Mammalia, Carnivora, Felidae. Gene Ontology annotation, molecular function: protein-cysteine S-palmitoyltransferase activity.
GUGCCGUUUUCAGCACCCUCAGGUGGGACCCUUUGCUGGUUGGUCUCUGCCUAGCAUGGGGGGGGGGGCUUUCUCCCCGAAAAAGCAGCGUGCUGGAACUUGGCCCCACAAGAAGCAUUCCCCACCAGAAGCAGGUUUGAGGGACCCAAUCUUAGGGUGACUCUCCUGGCUGAAGCUUCACAUCCUUCCUGCUUCCUAGGUUAAGGCAGGAUCAGCCUUCCAAAUGUUCGCCGGUGCUCAGCCAGGGCCCCACCUGAGAGGACAGAAUGCUUAAGUUCAGGCCUGGGGCCUGUGAACGCCCCCACACGUAGCCCAGCCGAUACCGCCACCUCCUCAUAACCGUGUGUGGGCAGGACACCAAACAAUGCCAGUAUGGACAAAAUAGCUUAUGAUGCUUAUCCCCACCCACCACUUCCGAGACAUUGAGCGGAAGCCAGAAUACCUCCAGCCGGAGAAGUGCGUCCCACCUCCCCACCCCGGUCCUGUGGGAACCAUGUGGUUUAUCCGCGACGGCUGUGGCAUUGCCUGUGCCAUUGUCACCUGGUUUCUGGUCCUUUACGCGGAGUUUGUGGUCCUCUUUGUCAUGCUGAUUCCAUCCCGAGACUAUGUGUACAGCGUCAUCAACGGAAUCGUGUUCAACCUGCUGGCCUUCUUGGCCCUGGCUUCCCACUGCCGGGCCAUGCUGACGGACCCCGGCGCGGUGCCCAAAGGAAACGCCACUAAAGAAUUCAUCGAGAGUUUACAGCUGAAGCCCGGGCAGGUGGUGUACAAGUGUCCCAAAUGCUGCAGCAUUAAGCCCGACCGAGCCCACCACUGCAGUGUUUGUAAGCGGUGUAUUCGGAAGAUGGACCACCACUGUCCCUGGGUCAAUAACUGCGUCGGCGAGAACAACCAGAAGUACUUUGUCCUGUUUACAAUGUACAUAGCUCUCAUUUCGUUGCACGCCCUCGUCAUGGUGGGAUUCCACUUUCUGCAUUGCUUUGAAGAAGACUGGACAAAGUGCAGCUCCUUCUCGCCACCCACCACGGUGAUCCUCCUCAUCCUGCUGUGCUUCGAGGGCCUUCUCUUCCUCAUUUUCACAUCAGUGAUGUUUGGGACCCAGGUGCACUCCAUCUGCACAGACGAAACGGGCAUCGAGCGCCUCAAACGAAAGCACCAGCCCAGGGAGCGCAGGGCCAGCUGGAAGUCGGUAAAGGAGACCUUUGGUGGGGACUUCUCCCCGAACUGGUUCAACCCCUUCUCCCGACCGUGCGACCCAGAGCCUCUCAGUGACAGGGACUGGGUGCGGCAGGUGGCCUCGCUGUCCGACAUGGGCAACACGGAGACGACAGAGGAGCAGUCGGAGGAGAGGAAGGAUGAGGACUCUGUGGAGGUGAUAGAUGAGUGAAGCUGCCGUGGAGGGAGGGCCGGACACUGAGAAGCCGCUGGCGCCCCCGGCUGCGGGUGUCACGGCCACGGCGUGUCGUGAUGCGCCACCCUGCACCCCUGCACCCCACCGCUCCCUGCGGACCCCUCGCUGUCAUCGCCAGCCCCUGUGCCCCCUCCUAUCUCCCCAGGCCGGGGGGGGGGGUGGUGGUGGCUGGGGGUGACAGGGGGACGAGAGACUCUGAGGGUCCAUCUAAGAAGAGUCUGCCCAGAGCGGGAUUGUCUGUUCUUCCAGAGGGUCCUUUGUGACCGGCACGGCCCGGCCAGCAAAGGACGCUCUAAACUGGGCAGCCCAGGGGCAGGGAGGAACUUGCCUUUGGAUUUUCCUGGGAUGUCUGUCUCCUCUUGGGAAGGUUGGCGCCCCGGCUCCUGACUUUUGAGAACAAAGGCCAUGAUGUUAUGACGGGACAGGGCAGGGCUGGCCUCGGGGCCUGGGGUAGACACUGACACCAGGAGAGACCAGCCUCGAAAGUUUGCAGAGGCCCAGCUGCUCCCAGAAAGGCUUCCCUGAGCCUGUCCACACAGAAGAAGGGCAGGGCUGCCACAGCAGCUGGCACAGGCCAGGCUGGGUCUGAGGAGGGCCCCAUGCCCCCUACUGGGCUGCGCACACACACGUACGUGCGACACGUGCCCGGGGUUGGAAACGUGGGUUCUGACCGUAACUGUGUCGGGACAGUGGCACCAAAACUCAGCUCCCUUUCCAUCCCAAAGACACUAGAAUCGUCACUGAGCCGGGCGGCUUGGAGCCACCCUGCCUUGUGGCUACAGGUCUGUCCAUUCACAGACAGGGACGGGGGAGAGGACCUAUUCAGAGCUGCUGGGGACUCUCUGACCGCCCCCCUGAGAGCUUAAUUAACUUUCCCUCUGGAGGGAGUCUAACAACCCAGUUGUGCAGAACUGACCAGAAAUCUGGCCCCUGUGUUUUAGGCCACGUCUCCUAAGAUAGGGUCCAACUUGUCUCUCUGAAGGGUGGGUGGUGGCCAGGGCCUGCAGAUGGAUGAACCGGGAAGACCAGACAGACGCACAGACUCACGAGCACACACACACACACGCGCGCACACACACACACCGCACUUUGCCAGGAUGAGCCUGGACCCCGGCCACUCCGUGUGAAGCCUGAAGUGUUCGUGGCCAUCACUGAAGGCCAUGGCAGGGGUCCUGAGGCUCUGAGACCCCAUUCCAACAGGUGGCGAAGAGGCGUCUUCCACACAAAGUCCUACCGAAGGGUUCGGGUCUCAGUCUGGUGUUAAGACUGGAUUCACCACCCCACUUCCCCUAAGUAAACCUUGGUUCUCUCUGGCCCGUCGUCCCAGGGUCAGCGGGCACCAGCAUGGGAGGAGGGCUCAGGCACCGAGGCACAGCCUGCCCGUGCCAGGUCUCUGUCCCGGGCUCCAGGCAGAAGAGCAGGAGCCCCCCCACCGCCCCCAGAGGGCCUAUAGCCCCAGUUAAGUGGGGAAGAAGGUCAGAGUUUGGAGGCACAGCCCAGGUCGCUUAGGAAGGAAGCUUGUGGGAACCGUAGGAAAGAGGAGGGCCAGGCAGCGGCCUAGUUCUCAGGUAGCAACUGUGAAGGGCAGUGACUCUUGUCACAGAGAGACCCCCUGUCUGCAGUUAAUGACCUACCAGGCCCCAAGGCUAACUGCUCAGAGGGGCUGGUGUUCACAUAGCCACCUGUCUUAAUCUCAGCUCAGAGCCCUUGGAAGACGUCCCGUGAGGGGGGUGAUGGCAGGGCUCUCGCAGUGACAGAGCAACCGGAAAGGCCCGGACCUCCCACACCCAGGCUGUAGCCCUAUCCUCUUGGUCCACAUCAGCUUUAAUAUUUAUUAAUGACGACGUCAGGAGCCCUGGUCAGCUCCGAAGGCCGUUACCUCGCACUCUGGGCAGGCCACGGCCACUUGCCACUUUGGGAGAGCCGUUCUAAGGUCGCAAGAGGCCUGCCGUUUGCUGUCCUAGCCCGGAAGGCAGGCAGACUGCAUACCAAAGACUCCACACUGCGGCAUCACCCCUGGAAGGCAGUUAGAAUAAGGGAAGAGGGUUCCCCGGUCGCUGCUGGCAGGCCCGUGCUCAGAGGGGUGUUGAAGCGCCUGCUCGGGGCCAUUGGCCUGAAAGCAGAGGCACCCGGCAACCCCAAAGCCAGUUCUGUCUCUGGCUGUGGGAGACAUGUCACCUGCGGUCAGACUGGCCUCCCCAACGCGUGAGCUCCUCUCGUGCUGGCCCUCGGCCACGGCAGAGCCCGUUCUGGGGGCACAGACGCGUCCGACCCUGAGCUCCCCCCACACCACUGACAGGCGGCCUGCCCUCCUUGGCGGCUGUCGACAGCAUAACGCUGUGCUUGCCUCAAACUAACGGGAUCGUAACUUGUCCACACAUGACGAGGACCACGGGGAGGGAGGCUGGGCGCAAGCUUCCACCUCGUGCUCUGGAAUAAAAAGCUCUUUGCUCGA